AUGCAGGUGUGGAGAGGGUGGGCAUGCUCGCCAGGCGUCGAGACGGCCGACAAAGAGGACCCAGAGAGCGAGCUCCCCGCGCACGUGGGGUGCCUCUUGUUUGUCGUCCACGGCAUCGGGCAGUACCACAGGUCCGAGAGGGGCACCAGGCACGGCGAGUCGGUCACGAAGUUCCACGAGGACGUCGGGCGGGUGAGGGACAUCGCGGUGCGGCACCUCCGCAAGCGCAUGCAGGAGGGGGCUGCGAUUCAAGGCCGCUUCGAGUUUCUGCCGCUGGAGUGGUUUGAGCCAAUCCAUGUCGACGUCGGCAUUGGUCGUGCCCUCGAGAACGUGACGCUCCCUUCGGUGCCCGUCCUGAGGGAUUUCGCCAACUUCGCCAUCGCCGACAUGAUGGUGUACCAGGACGACGCCUGGAGGGAGCGAAUCCACCUCGAGCUGCGGCGGAAGAUGGACCGGCUGUUCGCCCUCUUCCGCGCGAGGACGCCGAGCUACUCGGGCGAGGUGGCGAUCGUGGGGCACUCGCUCGGCUCCGUGGUCAUGUUUGACCUCCUCCAAAAGGCGUUACCUGGGCUCGGCAGGGGGCUGCUGCUCGACGAAGGCGUGGCGGAGGCGCCCGCGGCGCCAGCGCCUGCGUCGGAGGCUGAGGGCGAGCCUAAGCAGGAGCAGCGCGCGCACGUGGCUGGACGGGCCGACGUGGCCGCUCAUGUGAAGGGUCUGACUGCUCCGGAGGAAAUGUUCGUCAAAGGAAUGCUCGAGUUCAAGGAUGGCCAGAAGGCGCAGGCGAAGGCUCUUGAGGGCCACACGACUCUCGUAGCCCAGCUCAGUGCACAAUUCUCCGAGUUGGGUCUUCUCAUGGUCCUGCUCCGCCUGAAGCCGCUCAGAGAUCAGGCCACCAAUGUGCAGUUCAGUGUCCUCGGUCGGAUCAGGGAGCUUCUCGAACCUCACAUCGGCCUCGAGCGUGGAGCGCCGGACUGCCGGCGGUGGCCAGGCAGCCAGGCGCGCGAGCGCGUGCGGGCCGCCCAGUCGCCCAGCCCCAUCGCGCAGCGCGCGGCGCUAGCCCGCGCUUGCCCUGCCGCCGUGCACUUCGAGCGCGAGCGCGCCAGCCGCUCGCGGGCUGGGCCAGCGGCGAGCGCGCGGGCAGCGGCCGAGGCGCACGGCCGCAUUUCGGAAGCGCAGCGGGCCGCGCGGCUGGAGGCCAUGCGCGCGACGGCCCUCGCGGGCGGGGCGCCGGCAUAUUUCGGCACGUGGCGCAGCGCCCUGCGCAAUUACUAUGCGUUCGCCGGCAAGAUUUUCCGCGCGGGUUGCCGGCGCUCGGGCGCGUUCUUCGAUCACAUGGAGCUCGAGGGCGACGCCAUGCUGGAGGCGCUGCAGGCAGGAGCGCGGGGCAGCGCCCGCCGGGCCGGCCGCGGCAGGAUAAUCGACUGGAAGGCCGAGGGGGCAGCAGCCAUCGGCACUACAGCCCAGUCGCUCGAGGUGGAGUUCGCUGCCUUCCGGACCGACAUGUCCGAGGAGAGCUUGUGGACGAGAAUGGUGAAGCGCCGGACGUACACACAGGCGCAGAUCGACUUCUUGGCUGUGUCUGCUGCUAUUUCUGGCAGCGCGCGGGUGUACAAGGGGGUGCCGUACAUCAUUCUAUGCGAUUUUUGGAAUCAUUUCUGCGAGAGGUAUUGCGGAGCCAGCGUGAAACGGGUUCUCGCGUUGCCGGCCUGCGCGGGGGCGCCCGCGGCCAUGCCGGAGUUCGGGCUGAAGUUGCAGGGGGAGUGCAGCCGGGACUGGAAGCCGUACUACCUGCAGUACAACCGGCUGAAAGGAUGGAUCGAGGAGAUGGAGGCGAACAAUUCCCAGGAGGCAUACACAAUGUUCUUUCAGGAGCUCGAGACGAACCUGAAGAGGGUGGACGCGUUCUACUGCGCGCAGGAGGGCAUCGUUCGGGAGGCGAUCGUCGAGUACACCAAACUUUGCGGGGGCGGAGAGGCCAAGGCGAGCGAGGCGGAGCAGCGGAGAAUACUUGAGCUGUCCGGGAAACUCCAGUGCUUCGCAGAGAUGAACGCGGAGGGUUUUCGAAAGAUCACCAAGAAGUUCGACAAGCGGGUCGGCUCCUCCCAUGAGCUCCCCGAGUUCAAGGACGGUCUCCAGAAGCGCAUGUUGAAGGUCCUGGGGAGCUACCACUUCCGCGACGCAGGCCAGCGCCUGGCGACCAUCGGCGAGGGACUCCGGCACGCGGCGGACGGGCUCGACGACCCAGAGUCCGUUUCCGAGCUCGGGGGCCGCCUGGACUUCAGGAAGAUGCCAUCGGAGCUGGGCGUCCCGCUUCUGCCCCUGAAGCAGGGGAACGAGGUGGGCGAGCAUGCCAAGCGGGUUCAUGAAGCGCUGUCGUAUUGGUGGGAGAAUGUCGGUCUCGCGCCCAUAGUCUUCUCGAUCGUCGUGCCCUGCAUGGCCCAGUGCGACGUGAACCCGAAGCUCACGAGUCAGAGCUACCUCGUCAUCUGGGUGACGGCGAACGUGCUGAUGCUGCUGGUGAGGCAGUCGCCUCCAGACACGGUGCUGAUGUCCGCGACGUUGCUCCUCACCAUCUCCGGCGUGCUCACGACCAAGGAGGCGUGGGCCGCUUUCUCGAACUCGGUCGUGUUGUCGGUGGCUGGCCUGGGCGUUAUCGCCUCGGCGGUCGGGGAGACGGGCAUCAUCAAUCUGGUCUUUUCCGCGCUGCUCGGGAGGCCCAAGAGCGUCUACGUGGCAAUGCUGCGGCUGAUGCUCCCCGCCGUGGUGCUGAACCUGGGGAUCUCGAACACCUGCGUCAUGUCUUGCUUGCUUCCCGUGAUCGACAGCUGGGCGAGCGAGACAGGGACCGUUAGAGCGCUGCCCGCGGAGAAGAUCACGGUCGUGGAUGGUGUCGAGGGGCGCGGGUGCGCGUACGCCCACGACCCACAGGAGAUACGCCACAAACCCGACCUGACGAACACCAGCAUGUGUAGGACCUUCGCCAGGGAGGGCCGGUGCACGGACACGGCCUGCCGGUACGCCCACAGCGAGGUGCAGUUGCGGGCGACGAACGGGUUCUUCAAGAUGAAGAUGUGCGGGUUCUGGUACAACUGCAAGAACGGCCAGAACUGCCGCUUCGCGCACUCCCCCGAGGAGCUGCGCGAGGCGCAGCAGCAGCCGCAGGAGGCGCUGCAGCGGCGGCGGCAGCCGCAGGGCGCCGCGCCGGGCGCCCCGCCUUGCGACCAGCGCCUGGGGGGCAUCGUGGAGGACCAGACGCAGGCGUUGCCAGGGGCGCCCGGCGCGGAGGAAGAAGGCGGCUGCGGCGGGCCCUCGUCGAGCACCGCCAGGCCGCCGCGCCGCAGCCGCACCAUGUGGAGCGACGUUCAGGACUCCAGUGGGAGCGCCGACCAGGACGGCUCUCAGGCCUCGAGCGGCAGCUGCCCUCGCGCCCAGAGCUCGAACGCCGUGUACCACGGGCAGGACGGCAGCGACUCCUCCCAGGGCUCCGUGGAAGGUGGUUCGCAGGAGGGCCCGCGCAGCGACCACACCAGCAACCACUCCGGCACCACCCUCUUCACUGGCGAGUCGGGGAUGAGCGGUGCUGCAGGCGAGUCCAAGGGCAGCCCCAGCGGCCUCAGCAACAGCGGCGACAGCGCCGACGUCACGACCGGGGCUUCGAGCCGCGAGCCGGUGAUAAAAAAUCGGUACAAGAAGCGGGACGCCGACAAGAAGCACGACGCGGAGCAGGCCGGCUUCAGCUUGUUGUCCGACGGCACGAGCACUUUGCACAUCGCCAACGUCCCCACCUACUUCACGCAGGGGUCGCUGCUGGCCAUGCUCGAGGAACUCACGUGGCCGCCGUCGUCGUCUGCGACACCACCUGCCCACCCAGGACCUGACUCCAGCGAUGCGGGGCAACUUCGAUUUCUUCCAUUGCCCCUGGCAGCAGGAGUCAAUGAAGAACGCCGGCCAUGUGACGAUCAACUUCACGGGUCCGAUCCACGCCCUGACGUUCCAGAUGGCGUGGUCCAACAAGGA
Messenger RNA from Prorocentrum cordatum, 4017 nucleotides. The record is from the annotation of a GenBank genome assembly. NCBI's taxonomy places the organism in Eukaryota, Dinophyceae, Prorocentrales, Prorocentraceae.